CGCACUGUAACAGGUGCAGGAUCCGCGGAAGUCGCUGCAUACGGUCCAAGCGUCAGUGAAACCUUCUUUACUCGUAUUCUGACAACUCUCAUCACUCAUCACUGACCAAACCAUCCGAGUUCGUGGAGGAUUCGCUUCCAGUCAUUCUGAAUCUGCAAACGUGCUUUCCUUAUGGGUUUCGAAUGAAAGGCCUUUUAUACUUCUAUUGUGGCGUAUUUGGCCUCUGUCCUGCAUGGUACAGUCUCGAUAGACAGUCGUGGCUCUGGGAUACUCUUGUUCAGACUCUGUUCAUAGGGACAACGUCACACUGCCAGAUAUCUGUGACACCGCACUCCGACGCCGUUGUCCUCUCUCAUGGUGACGAUCGUGGCGAUACGCCAAAACUUCCUUCAGGACACGUCAUUGUUCGUAUGGUGACCAGCUUUUGGCCAGUGCCAGUGCCCAUAUUCUGUGCCCGUGCCACAGAUCUAUAAGCCUCCAAGAUCGAACAGUGGAAUGCCCAUUGUCUCAUUGUAG
Molecule: messenger RNA, 516 nt
Organism: Stereum hirsutum FP-91666 SS1
Lineage: Eukaryota; Fungi; Basidiomycota; Agaricomycetes; Russulales; Stereaceae
Exons: 1
Coding region: 183-473 (96 amino acids)
Source: RefSeq, a predicted model, not a curated record